AUGGCUUCAUCUCCUAGCCUGGAAUUUCUCAGUCCCAUCAAUCUGCAGUCACCAGCACAGUCACCACAGCCCCUCAGAAACACUCUCGAUGAUGGCCAAAGUAUGGACCGUAAUACUGAUAGGGAACCUAGUACAUCUGUAGCAAGUGAGAAAUCUUCUGAUUUAUAUCCAGGAAGCGUCUCGAUAACGGCGACUUUGAAUGGUAUAAGUGUAGAUAAAACAAGGGAUGCGGCUAUAGACAAAGAUCAUAUUGGGACAGAUUCUGGGAAGUCUGCAUAUGAAUUUGUAAGAUAUGGUGAGGUGGAUAGAAACAGGAAGUAUAUUUACGAGGAUGAGGACAAUUCUGAUUUCACUGCCAUUGCAGAGACGCGGUCUAUCAAUAGCUUGGGCUUGGAGCCUACACAGGUGCACACACAACACACGGAAAUUUCGAUCGCGAGCGGCAGUAGCACCAACACUAAUAGGGCCGAUAGCAAACACGAUGCCCAUAACAAAGUGAGCUGUAUGUCCGGUAGCCAACUGCUGAAGAAACAGACGUCCAAGUCGCAUCUACACACAGUCACUCAGACCAAUUCACCCGCGUACGCAUACCAAUCUCUCGACUUUGAGCCUUAUACGGGACCACCUACAGCACCCAAGAGACACAAUACUCUGCCAGAAAUCCAGCCCCAAGCUACACGCACAACCAAAGUUAGGACAGAGACGCGAUCUCCACCACAGGCAUACCUACAGACACUGGCGAGUGAACACAGUAGCGUGCUGUCACCAACACCACAACUCGGCGAUUCCGACGUCCUUUUAGGUUCGGGACCAGAUUAUUCGAUGGACAACAGAUCAGCAUCGAAUGAUAUUAUUCCGAUGUCAACGGUAUGUGCAUUCGAUACGAAUUGUGAAGAGCCCCACGUGUGCUUGUAUGUGUGGUCAUAA
Messenger RNA from Sphaeroforma arctica JP610, 927 nucleotides. RefSeq lists its product as hypothetical. Lineage: Eukaryota; Ichthyosporea; Ichthyophonida. The coding region runs from base 1 to 927 and encodes 308 amino acids. The record is from RefSeq and is a predicted model, not a curated record. The transcript has a single exon.